Molecule: messenger RNA, 2442 nt
Organism: Maudiozyma barnettii
Lineage: Eukaryota; Fungi; Ascomycota; Saccharomycetes; Saccharomycetales; Saccharomycetaceae
Exons: 1
Coding region: 1-2442 (813 amino acids)
Source: RefSeq, a predicted model, not a curated record
AUGAACGCACAUAUGAAUAUAGAUAGUAAAAGUGAGAAUAAUAAUAAUACUAAUAAUAACAAGAAAAGCAGUAACAAUAUGAAUGAACCUAGGAUCCCAGUUGUCGUUAACACAGAUAGUAUAUUGGACGAUAUUAAGGAAGAGUCUAAUAUUAAAGAAGAAGAAGAGGUAGAAAAUAGUGAUAUUGAUAACAAUAACAGUCUCAUUAAUGUUAGUAUUAAGGAAGAAGAUUAUAGCAAUGACGAAGAGGACGAUAAUAAAACUGUAGAACGAUCUACAAUGAUGGUAUUAUCAUCUGUGUCGUCUGAAACAUCAUCAGAUCAUUCUGUGAUAAUACACCAUCAUUCUCAUAAUCAAAAUGGUACAGAUAACAACAACAACAACGAUAAUAAUAACGAUGAAGACAUAAGUGCGAUAAAGGACACAAAGGAUGGGGAAGUUUCAAUACCAUUAUCAACUAGCUCUAUCGCAGUGGAUAAAUUUGUUAGCAACGAAGAGCUUGUUUUAUUACCACCUUUACCAAAUGAAAUAGAUUUACAAUUAGAAACACAGAAUUUAACAGGUUCGUUAACAAAUUCAAGUAAUAACGAAAACAACGAUUAUAUUACUGCAACAAAUAAUAAUAUGACGACAACCAUGGUAACCGACUCAUUUACACGAGGCUCAUUAUUAGAUCCUUCUUCAUUAACAUCUAACUCAACGCCAGAUAAUGAGUUAAAAUCAAUGAUGCUACUACCACAGGACACUGACAUGAGUAAUAAUACAAAUAAUACAGGAAAUCACAUAGAAAAUGUGUCAGAACUUAGGGUUACACAUGCUAUGAUGAAUAUAUCACAGGGGAGCCCACUUAUGCUAACACCACUUUCUGAAGACGGAAAGAUAUCUCCUUCAGAAUUUAAUAAUGGUUUGAAUUCUUCUUUUGAUUUAUCGAAAGCGUUUGAAAUGCCAUCAUCAUCAACACCAACUGCGGACACCGAGAACAAUAUAAGUAUAGUGAGUACAAUUCCUGAACACAGACGAUUAGAUUCAAAUUCUUCCGCGACGAUAUCACAUAAAUCAUCAUCAAUUCUGACUAAAAGAUUAUCAAACAAGUCAGUUACACCGAUUGAAAAUAAAGAUCCAAUAAGAAUAUUAAGGAAUGAAGAAAAAAUUUACCAAAUGUCAAAUAUUAACCAACAAGAAAAUAAUAAAAAUAAAUGCCAACAGCAACAUGAAUUAUCCGUCGAUCUUUCUACCGAAGUUCAUAUUCCUUACGUCUCAGACGCUUUAUCUUCCGACGAACCAGAUUUGACACCAUUGACUACACAUUCAAUAAUUCCACCAAAGAAUAAAAUUUACAACCUAAAUAAUGAUACAAACCUAGAUCUAAUGGACAUAUCUUCUCAGACCACAUCAAAUAAAAAGUUACCAUUUUUAAGAAGGGCGUCAAGCACGUUGUUGAGGAAAGCGUCAAUGAAGUCACUUUCGAGACAGGACUCUAACCUUGUAUCUACACCUAGAUCUUCCGGGACUACACCUAUAUUAGCAUCCCCAUCUCAAUUUGGAAGUGAUGUAGUUAGGACAAGAUCUAACAGUGUCUUACAAGAGACUACUUCAAGGAGGAAACCUGCAAUGAAGAGGAACGUUUCAUUUGGUUCCAGAAUGAAGAGAAGUUUUUCUAGGAUCGUAAGUAAUGGAAUGUCAAACAACGUCGAAAAUACAAAUACCCCAACUUCAUCCGAUUCUGAGAAAUAUUCAAUUUUACAUUCAGUUACCAAUGAUAUAAUCACUCCGACUAAACCUGAUAGACAGUUUCCGUUAUAUACUACAUUGACUUCUCAACAGCAACAGUCGUCAUCAAAUAUCCAAUCCCCGCUAGAUAUAAUACGACGGACACACAGCUUUACUCCAACAUCAUCAUCUAUGUCUGUAACUCAACCAAGAGGUUCUUUAAGUUCUAUCCCUGGAAUCAGUACACCACUUGGCUUAAAUGGGAACUCUGCAACAAAACAAAAGCAACAUCAGGGAACAAGUAAAUAUAUCGAAAUAAACAUGACACUACUAAAGGAUACAAAAUUCGUCCCACCUACAAACAUAACUGAUCAAAUUGUAAACGAUGCGAAGACUCUGGACAGAAUUCUUCAACAAUCGAAACUAUCUUUAUUACCAUCAUCAUAUGGAUCUAAUUCUUCGUCGACAACGCCUCAGAAUUUAACACAUUCACUGGCAUCUUCUAAUAGUACCAAACAGGAUAUAAAACUAGAAAAGCUUUCUAUUAAAAAAUAUGUAUAUUUGUUGACAUCAUUAAAGGAUGAAGAGAUACAACAAUAUGAUGCAAUAAUCAAAAAUCUAGAGGGCCAUGGGUGGUAUUCAAAACAAGAGAUAGAUAAUAUGGUUCGCAAGAAAGAUUUAUUAAACAAAUUGUGGAAGGAUAGAAUAUCGUUUUAUCAAAAUCAAUUAUAA